GUUUGAGGAGGUUUAUAUAAAGCCGCCAUCGUCCUUCGCUUCUUCUCAACCUUGAAACCAAAAUCGCCAUUACACUUUGCUUCCAUCUUUCCGCUCAUUGUCUGUUAGCCUUCUCAUUCUUCCAACUCUCCGCUCGCUCGCUCGAGUUUCUCCAAAGCCUUAGAAGAAGACAUGAAGUACGUGCUGGUGACCGGAGGAGUGGUGAGCGGCCUCGGAAAAGGAGUGACGGCGAGUAGUAUAGGUCUCAUUCUUCAGGCCUGCGGACUUCGUGUUACUUCCAUCAAGAUAGAUCCUUACUUGAAUAUCGAUGCCGGAACAAUGUCUCCUUUUGAACAUGGUGAAGUAUUUGUCUUGGAUGAUGGUGGUGAGGUGGAUCUAGAUCUUGGGAACUAUGAGCGUUUCCUGGAUAAUAAGCUGACGCGGGACAACAAUAUAACUACUGGAAAAAUUUACCAGUCUGUUCUUGAAAAGGAGAGAAGAGGAGAUUAUUUGGGUAAAACUGUUCAGGUUUGUCUUAUUUUUGGAGUUUCUACUUUGUGUUCUUCGUAUAUGGUGUCAGUUUGUUACAUGUAUGAUACAAUCCUUGUUCAGGUUGUCCCUCACAUUACAGAUGCCAUUCAAGAAUGGAUUGAACGCGUAGCAGCCAUUCCAGUUGAUGGAAAAGAUGGCCCAGCUGAUGUAUGUGUCAUAGAACUGGGUGGAACUAUAGGUGACAUUGAGUCGAUGCCAUUUAUUGAGGCUUUAGGACAAUUCUCAUAUCGCGUUGGUACUGGGAACUUUUGCCUGAUACAUGUUAGUCUUGUGCCGGUUUUGAGUGUUGUUGGUGAGCAGAAAACAAAGCCAACUCAGCACAGUGUAAAGGGAUUGAGAAGCCUGGGAUUGACACCAAAUAUCUUAGCAUGUCGGAGCACUACGCAACUUGAUGAGAAUGUCAAGGAGAAACUUUCCAAAUUUUGCCAUGUUCCGGUAGAGAAUAUUGUCACUCUUUAUGAUGUUUCCAACAUCUGGCAUGUUCCUUUGUUGCUAAGAGACCAGAAGGCGCAUGAGGCCAUUUUGAGAGCCCUGAACCUCAAAGAAGUUGCAAAGGAACCUGAAUUGAGAGAAUGGACAUCUCGUGCUGAACUUUGUGACUUGCUACAUGAACCCGUAAGAGUCGCCAUGGUUGGAAAGUACAUGGGGCUGUCAGAUUCUUACCUCUCUGUACUGAAGGCUCUUCUGCAUGCUUCUGUAGCUUGCCGCAGGAAACUUUGCAUAGAUUGGGUCCCAGCUGGCGAUCUCGAGGAUAUUACUGCAAAAGAGAAUCCUGAUAAUUAUAAGAGUGCUUGGGAUCUCUUGAAGGGUGCAGAUGCGGUACUUGUUCCUGGCGGGUUUGGGGACAGGGGUGUGGAAGGUAAAAUACUUGCAGCCAAGUAUGCUCGGGAAAACAGGAUUCCGUACCUUGGAAUAUGUCUUGGAAUGCAAAUCGCUGUAAUUGAGUUUGCUCGAUCGAUUCUUGGUUUAAAAGACGCAAACAGCACUGAGUUUGAUCCAAAUACUCAGAAUCCCUGCGUAAUUUUUAUGCCCGAGGGCUCAAAAACCCAUAUGGGUGGGACUAUGCGGCUUGGAUCCAGGAGGACAUAUUUUCAGGUCGCAGACUGUAUUUCCGCUAAAUUAUAUGGCAAUAACGACUUCGUUGAUGAAAGACAUCGCCAUAGAUAUGAGGUAAAUCCCGAAAUGGUUGAGCAGCUCGAAGCUGCCGGUCUUUGUUUCACGGGCAAAGAUGAAAGUGGUCGUCGCAUGGAGAUUUUUGAACUGUCUAAUCACUCUUAUUUCGUCGGGGUUCAAUUUCAUCCCGAGUUCAAAUCAAGACCCGGAAAACCUUCUGCUUUGUUCGUAGGGCUGAUAGCAGCUGCGUCUGGGCAACUCAACGGCCUUCUUAAGAAGAGCGCGAGUGGGUUGAGCAACGGCCACUCGCCAAUAAAGCCACCGCACCAACAUGAAUAUGGAACCAAACUUGUCAAUGGCAUUCAUUGCAAUGGGAAUGGAGUUCAUAUCUGAAGGAGGAACUGAACUGAACUAAAAGAACUUUUCGGCUUUCUCAGGCUUUGAUAUUUACCUUUCUUCUAGCUUUCUUUCCAACAGAUAUGUAUAGCCAUGUUAGAGUGAAUAGGUUUACAGUGGCUCCUAUAAUAACUUGAAUCACAAGUUAGAGCUCGAUUCUGGUGUUCGUAUACAGCACAGGCCAGCCGUUUCUUCAGCCAAAAAAGAAAUGCUGGUUUUUAAAGCAGGCCUGCUUAGAACAAUUGGGAUGAUUUUACAUAUGAGUUUUUAUAGUUAGCAAGUUUUAAUCACUAGGUAUCCAAUGAUGUCUGUGAUUCCUAAUUGGCUGUUAGAAUGGAAUAUAUGUUAUUGGCACAUUGGUUUUAGAACUAA
Messenger RNA from Ipomoea nil (Japanese morning glory), 2412 nucleotides. RefSeq names its product CTP synthase-like. Gene Ontology annotation, biological process: CTP biosynthetic process; pyrimidine nucleobase biosynthetic process. Bases 172 to 2037 code for a protein of 621 amino acids. The record is from RefSeq and is a predicted model, not a curated record. Gene Ontology annotation, molecular function: CTP synthase activity; identical protein binding. The transcript has 21 exons. NCBI's taxonomy places the organism in Eukaryota, Viridiplantae, Streptophyta, Magnoliopsida, Solanales, Convolvulaceae.